UCCUUACCUUGAUAAGCAAAAACCAUAAUUGACGCCAUGUUGAAAGGCUUGGUUAUCUAAAAGGGACUUGUUUGUUUGAUAAAAUAGCGGGCGCAAACAAGCACAUUUCAGAAAUUUAUGCACUUUUCCGGCAGGAGUGCGAGUUACACGUAAUAUCCAAAUUGAAAGCAGGUGGCAUAGUUUUCACCCUUCAGAACCUGAAAAUAACUUGGACCGUUUAAAUCCGACACGUUCAAUUUCCCCACCGGAAAAGAAAACAAAAGAGAAGAAAAGGAAACGAAACGACGAAAGUUACACAAAGCUCGCUAAAAAAAAAUUCCUUCUAAUUUCCCAAAAUGCCCCUGAUCUGUCAAUCUAUCAACCUCUCAGUCUAUUCGAAAUAUUUUUGGUUUUUGUUUAGCCUCUCUUUCUGUCGGUCCAUCUUAAUCUCUGUGCGUUCCUGUUUUUGAUGGAGCCGGAGAGGAGCCAAGAUCGGGGUCUCCCCGAGAGGAAGGGACAGAAGCGGAAAUUGGAGGAAGAGAUUGAAGAGGAGCGGCAAGAGAUCUCGCCGGCGGUCCCCUUCGGCGAUGCGCGGCAAGCGCUUUUAUACGAGGUGGCUGCUCAGGUAAAUAUCCUUAACUCGACCUUCUCUUGGAACGAGGCCGAUCGGGCAGCUGCCAAACGCGCCACUCACGUCCUUGCAGAGUUCGCCAAAAACGAGGAAUUAGUGAACGUAAUUGUUGAAGGAGGUGCAGUUCCAGCUCUGGUAAAGCAUCUUCAAGCGCCGCAGUCAAGUGAAGCUGAUGUUAAUCCAAAGCCGUUUGAGCACGAGGUGGAGAAGGGGAGUGCUUUCGCGCUAGGACUGCUUGCUGUGAAGCCAGAGCAUCAGCAACUCAUAGUUGACGCUGGGGCAUUGUCACUUCUUGUGGACCUGUUGAAGAGGCACAAGUAUGGUUCUAGUUCUCGUGCAGUUAAUAGUGUAAUUAGAAGGGCGGCCGAUGCUAUCACCAAUUUAGCUCAUGAGAACAGUAGCAUUAAGACUCGUGUUAGGAUGGAAGGUGGAAUUCCUCCUCUAGUUGAGUUGCUUGAAUUCAUCGACACAAAGGUGCAAAGAGCAGCUGCUGGGGCACUACGAACCCUGGCUUUUAAGAAUGAUGAUAAUAAAAAGCAGGUGAUAAAUAUGGCCUUGGAAGUUGGACUUUAUAAGGUUGGCUUUUACAUUGGUAAUGAUAUAAACUCUUUGAUUUUGCAGAUUGUUGAAUUUAAUGCUCUUCCCACCCUCAUUCUAAUGCUACGAUCCGAGGAUGUUGCUAUACACUAUGAAGCAGUUGGUGUAAUUGGAAAUCUGGUGCAUUCAUCCCCAAAUAUAAAGAAAGAAGUCCUUGCUGCUGGUGCUUUGCAACCUGUUAUUGGGUUACUUAGUUCCUGCUGCUCUGAGAGCCAAAGAGAGGCUGCUUUGUUAAUUGGACAAUUUGCUGCAACAGACUCAGAUUGCAAGGUUCACAUUGUACAAAGGGGUGCAGUUCAACCUUUGAUAGAGAUGCUUCAGUCUCCUGAUCUGCAGCUGAGGGAAAUGUCAGCCUUUGCACUGGGGAGGUUGGCACAGGACUUGCACAAUCAAGCUGGUAUAGCUCAUAAUGGUGGGUUGGUGCCAUUACUGAAGCUUCUGGAUUCAAAAAAUGGAUCUCUUCAACAUAAUGCUGCCUUUGCUCUUUAUGGUCUUGCAGAUAAUGAGGAUAAUGUGUCCGAUUUUAUUAGGGUGGGAGGUGUCCAGAAGCUGCAGGAUGGAGAGUUUAUUGUUCAAGCAACAAAAGAUUGUGUAUCCAAGACUUUGAAGCGAUUAGAGGAAAAGAUUCAUGGACGAGUCUUAAACCAUUUGUUAUAUCUAAUGCGUGUAGCAGAGAAGGCUGUCCAACGACGCGUUGCUUUAGCUCUUGCACAUCUUUGUUCCCCAGACGAUCAGAGAACCAUAUUCAUUGAUAACAAUGGAUUGGAGUUACUUCUUGGGCUUCUAGGCUCUGCUAACCCGAAGCAACAAAUUGAUGGAGCUGUAGCUCUCUACAAGUUAGCAAAUAAAGCAAUGACUCUCUCUCCUGUGGAUGCAGCUCCCCCUUCUCCAACACCACAGGUAUAUUUAGGGGAGCAGUAUGUAAACAAUGCUACGUUGUCUGAUGUAACCUUUCUGGUUGAAGGUAGACGGUUUUAUGCCCAUAGAAUUUGCCUACUUGCUUCUUCAGAUGCAUUUCGUGCAAUGUUUGAUGGAGGUUACCGGGAGAAGGAUGCAAGGGACAUUGAAAUUCCAAACAUUAGAUGGGAGGUUUUUGAGUUGAUGAUGAGAUUCAUAUACACAGGAUCAAUAGAUAUUUCAUUAGAUAUUGCACAAGAUCUCCUAAGGGCCGCAGAUCAAUAUCUUUUGGAGGGACUUAAGCGACUCUGUGAAUAUACCAUAGCACAGGAUAUAUCACUGGAAAAUGUUGCAAGCAUGUAUGAACUUUCAGAAGCUUUCCAUGCUAUUUCAUUGAGGCACACAUGCAUUUUGUUUAUCUUGGAGCAGUUUGAUAAAUUGAAUGCCAAGCCCAGGCACUCUCAUUUGAUCCAGCGUAUUAUACCCGAGAUUCGGAAUUACUUUUCCAAAGCACUUGCCAAACCUAACCCACAUAACUUGCGGCUGUAGAUUGCUGGUAUUUGAUUCUUGGUGUCUGACUAGAUAACGUUGUACAGAGAGUGGUAGAUCUUCUCAUUGAUGUCCAGCCAUUUGAAAGUCCUAAUAGGUUGGUUAACUUCCCUGGUGCCAGAGUGCUACUGCUUGCGUAUGGACUGUAACAUUGUUUCCAUUUUAUUGGAUGUCGUCGAUGGGCUAUGUUCUUCACCAACAUUACUGUUGUUGCCAUGUAUUGUUAUGCAUUUUACAACUCUUUUAGUGAGUUGGCAUUUGGUGAGAGAGCAAUAGUUGAUUUCCUGAAAUUCUGAAUUUCAGGUCUAUAAUCUAAUAUCUUUCUCAAGGACUCGGGUGCUUUAAUUUGUUCUAGCGCUAUAAGCAUUGCUCUUUAUGUGAAGAGACUAGGAUAAUUACCCCAAAAAAAAAAAAAAAAUUCAUUGAUCCUUUUUAAAGUUGUAAUUUAUCUGCAGGUGCUCUUGCGUAUUAUCUUUUUCAUUUCCAAACAUGGAUGUUGUUAAUAACUCUCAUUGAGUAUUGAUUUCCACUUGUGUCGAUCGAGUUAAAGACCGAGCAUUUAAUUGUU
Messenger RNA from Hevea brasiliensis (rubber tree), 3221 nucleotides. RefSeq names its product ARM REPEAT PROTEIN INTERACTING WITH ABF2. The record is from RefSeq and is a predicted model, not a curated record. The coding region runs from base 449 to 2653 and encodes 734 amino acids. Gene Ontology annotation, molecular function: protein binding. The transcript has 18 exons. NCBI's taxonomy places the organism in Eukaryota, Viridiplantae, Streptophyta, Magnoliopsida, Malpighiales, Euphorbiaceae.